This is a messenger RNA of Callithrix jacchus (white-tufted-ear marmoset), 817 nucleotides long. It is a transcript of the gene GH1P6, whose product is annotated as somatotropin-like. NCBI's taxonomy places the organism in Eukaryota, Metazoa, Chordata, Mammalia, Primates, Cebidae. Gene Ontology annotation, molecular function: hormone activity; growth hormone receptor binding; growth factor activity. Gene Ontology annotation, biological process: positive regulation of tyrosine phosphorylation of STAT protein; positive regulation of growth; response to nutrient levels. The record is from RefSeq and is marked validated. Gene Ontology annotation, cellular component: extracellular region.
AGGAUCUCAAGGCCCAACUCCCCAAACCACGGAGACCUGUGGACAGCUCACCCAGCUGCAAUGGCUGCAGGCUCCCGGAUGUCCCUGCUCAUGGCUUUUGCCCUGCUCUGCCUGCCCUGGCUUCAAGAGACUGGUGCCCUUCCAAGAAUUCCCUUAUCCAGGCUUUUUGGUGACGCUAUGCUCCGUGCCCGUCAGCUGCACCAUCUGGCCUUGGAAACCUACCGGGAGUUUGAAAAAAAUUGUGUCCCGAAGGAACAGAAGUAUUUCUUCCUGCGUAACCCCGAGACCUUCGUCUGCUUCUCAGAGUCUAUCCCAACACCCUUCCACAAGGAGGAAAUGCUGGGAAAAUCCAACGUAGAGCUGCUCCACAUCUCCCUGCUGCUCAUCCAGUCCUGGCUUGAACCCAUGCAGCGCCUCGGCAGUAUCUUUGCCAACAGCCAACUGCAUAGCAUCGUGAACACUGAUGUCUAUGAGUACCUGAAGGACCUAGAGGAAGGCAUCCAAACUCUGACGGGGAGGCUGGAAGAUGGCAGCCCCCAGACUGGGGAGAUCUUCAGGCAGACCUACAGCAAGUUUGACAGAAGCCUGCACAACGAUGACACACUGCUCAAGAACUACUGGCUGCUCUUCUGCUUCCGGAAGGACAUGAGCAAGGUCGAGACAUUCCUGCGCAUUGUGCAGUGCCACUCUGUGGAGGGCAGCUGUGGCUUCUAGCUGCCAGGUGGCAUCCCUGAGACCCCUCCCCAGUGCCUCUCCUGGGCCCAGAAGGUGGCACUCCAGUCCCUCCAUCCCUGUCCUAAUAAAACUAAGUUGCAUC